UAAAAUCUUAUGACUUUUAAUUUUUCAAUUUUGUUUUCUUCAAACAAUCUGAAAAGGCUCCUUGCAUCAUCAAUCAUCUCCCUCUCUGCUUAACCUCCCUUCCAAGCCUCACAACAUCUUCUACUUCUUGUCAGAAAGAAAGGAAGUCGUCUUUUCACAUUGUCUCUCAUGAUUGUCUCUUGUGUGCUUCCAGCUUUCUCAUAGGGUCCAUCGAUUUUUUUGCAGCCAUGGAUUAUGAUCUGAUUCGUUCCAAGAAGAGUACUAUCAAGCGAGCAGAAUCCACAAAGUCACAUCUAUGGUGGUGGGAUAGUCACAUCGGCCUCAAGAACUCAAAGUGGCUCGAGACCAAUCUCGAUGAGAUGGACAGGAGCGUAAAGAAGAUGGUGAAGUUAAUAGAAGAAGAUGCAGAUUCAUUUGCCAAGAAGGCAGAGAUGUAUUACCAAAAGAGACCCGAGCUUCUCACCCUCGUCGAUGAGUUUCACCGUAUGUACCGUUCUCUAGCCGAGCGGUACGAGAACAUCACCGGAGAGCUGAGGAAAACCUCUCCCUUAGAGCUUCAGUCACAGGGCUCUGGCUUCUCUGAUGUCUCCUCCUCUGACAUCACCGCCGAGCUUAAUAAUAGGUUAAGCCGUCCUCCUUCUCGCCGUGCUCCUGGCUUUGACUACUUCCUUGGCUCUGGAGGAGGAGGACUUCCCUCUGAUGUUUACAACAAAGACGGAGAUGAUUCUGCUUCUGUGACUGAUUCUGAACUCGAGUCUGAUGAUUCUUCUUCUGUGACUAACUACCCUGGCUAUGUCAGCGUUGGCUCUGACUUUCAGUAUUUGACUAAGAGGGUCGCUGAUCUUGAUCUUGAGCUACGUGAAGCUAAGGAGAGAGUAAGGAUGCAGCUUGAAGGAAACACUGAGAGCUUGAUGAUGACGAGGGUGAAGAGUGAGUUUGUUGAUUAUCCUGCCAAACUCGCUGCCUGCGAGCAAGAACUGAGAGAUGCAAACGAGAAGAUACAAAGCUCGGAAGACCAAAUCUACAUGUUAAAGAGCCAGCUCGCUAGAUACUUGCCAUCAGAGUUGGAUGAUGAAGAGGCGGCAGCACAAGACAUGGACGUUGAAACUCUGCCUGAAGAGCUGAGGGUCACAACCCUGAGGCUUCGGGAGGCGGAGAAAGAAAACGGUAACAUGAGAAAAGAAGUCGAGAGGAGCAGGUGUGAUGAAGCAAAGCUAAAGAGCCUGCAGAGCCUGCUUGACUCGGCUCAGAAAGAGAUCGGAGCGUGGAAAAGCAAGUCUACUGCGGAUAGAAGAGAGGUUGGGAAGCUGCAAGAUAGAGUCUCCAUGAUGAAAUCGAGUUUAGCAGGUAGAGAUCAUGAGAUCAGGGAUCUGAAGACGGCUUUGUCUGACGCAGAAGAGAAGAUAUUCCCGGAGAAGGCACAGGUGAAAGCCGAGAUAUCAAAGCUUUUGGAGGAGAAAACACGCAGAGAUGAGCAGUUCAAGGAGCUGGAAGCUCAAGUGCGUUAUCUUGAAGACGAGAUAAGAAGAGUGGAUAAUGAGAGAGUGGAAGAGGAGGAAAGGCUGAAGGGAGAAAUGGAGGUGCUGACAGUGGAGAAGGCAGAGAAAGAGAGAUGCAUAGAGACAGUAAUCAAAAAGGUGAACGAGCUAGAGUCAGAGAUGAGUCUGCUUGGGAAUGAAAUGAAAGCAAAAGAGAGUAGGACGGUAGAGAUGGAGAAGGAGGUGGAGAAGCAGAGGAAGGAGGUAGAAGAGGUAGCAGAAGAGAAGAGGGAAGUGAUAAGACAACUCUGUUCUUCACUUGUGUACUACAAAGAUGAGUGUAAGAGACUACGCAAUGACUUUUCAGGGCAUCUACCAACAAGACCAUCCUCCAUUCUCUCUUCUUGAUUCAGAUGUAUAUAGCAUAUAUACACUUUGUAACUUUGUUUUGUGUUUUACUAUUUCACAUAUAGAGAAAGCUGUUGUGGGUUUA
This is a messenger RNA of Raphanus sativus (radish), 1971 nucleotides long. RefSeq names its product protein NETWORKED 4A. NCBI's taxonomy places the organism in Eukaryota, Viridiplantae, Streptophyta, Magnoliopsida, Brassicales, Brassicaceae. The record is from RefSeq and is a predicted model, not a curated record. The coding region runs from base 228 to 1886 and encodes 552 amino acids. The transcript is spliced from 4 exons. Gene Ontology annotation, molecular function: actin binding. Gene Ontology annotation, cellular component: vacuolar membrane.